ACUUGAUCAAGCCUAACGCAAGAAACCUACAGGAAUCUGUUCAGAGCAGCACCAACAGUAAUCACCUAGUGCGAAAUUCAAGGCCAGAGGGACAGACUGUUGGCCAGGGUCCAAUGAAUGUUGCUGUUACAACCAGUAGGGCAAUGAGAAGAGUUAGUUCAGUUCCUUCUAGAACACAAUCACCAGCUUAUGGUACUGGAAUGUCACCGUCAAGGGGAUCUCUCAGAACAUCUCUUGGGAGUGCUUAUGGGUCACCAGCAUCAACUGAACCUCGGUCCAAUAACUCUGCAGUUUAUUUGUCCUCUACAUUGCCAGCUCAGAGAGCAGGCUCUCCACAUACUCCGCAGAGAUCUACAUCACCAGCUACAAUUAGACGAAUUGGUUCAGUUACAAGACAACCCACUAACUCCAGCAGAGCCACCUCUCCAUUCCAGACUUUAGGCUCUUCGUUGAGACUGGGUUCACCUCUCUCUUUGGCAAAUGCACAAACAAGAAUAAAUUCUCCACCCCAAGCUCAAACCGGAUCAUCAUCUCCUGCACGGUCUACUAUGACUGCUGUUCCUCAACGUAUGGCAGCACCGCUGCAAAGAUCUCAUGCCAUUGAUGCUGAUUUUUAUUGUCUGCAGUCACCAGAAAUCUAUGAGAGGAUGGUUCCACCACGACCAGACAGCCUUGCAGGAUUGCGUAGUUCAUAUGCCAGUCAACACAGUCAGCUGGGACAUGAGUUGCGUUCUACCAUGUCUCCUGAUUUGCAUAUUACUCCAAUCUAUGAAGGAAGAACACUCCAAAGCCCGGUUUAUCGCAGUCCCAGUCAUGCAGCUAUUGGAAACCUGCAGAGAUCAGCCAGUCAACGUAGCGCUGUCACUUACCAAAGAAAUAAUUUUGCUCUAAAUUCAGUGGGUAAUUACGGUGAUCCAUACCGAGUUCCAUAUCGACCAUCCGAAUCUAACUAUUCCAGACAUCAAUACAACAUUCCAGCAGAUGAGACUACAACAAGAUCUCCAUCAAUUGACAGUAUCCAGAAGGAUCCAAGGGAAUUUGCUUGGCGUGACCCAGAAUUACCAGAAGUGAUUCAUAUGCUCCAGCACCAGUUUCCAUCGGUUCAAGCAAAUGCAGCAGCCUACUUACAGCACCUCUGUUUUGGUGAUAACAAAGUGAAAACAGAGGUGUGUAUGUUAGGUGGAAUUAAACAUUUAGUUGAUCUUCUGGAUCAUAAAGUCCUCGAAGUACAUAAAAAUGCGUGUGGUGCACUUCGGAACCUGGUUUAUGGAAGAACAACUGAUGAGAAUAAAAUAGCCGUAAAAAAUGCCGGCGGAAUCCCAGCCUUAUUGCGUUUGUUACGAAAAACAGUGGAUGCAGAAAUGCGGGAACUCAUUACCGGAGUUCUCUGGAAUUUGUCUUCAUGUGAUGCAGUGAAGAUGCCAAUUAUUCGUGAUGCUCUAACAACUCUUACAAAUAGUGUAGUGAUACCUCAUUCAGGGUGGAGCAGUUCUUCUUUUGAUGAAGACAGAAAAGUGAAAUUCCAUGCUUCUUUAGUACUACGAAAUACUACUGGAUGUCUAAGAAAUCUUAGCUCUGCAGGUGAAGAGGCUCGAAAGAAGAUCCGAUCUUGUGAGGGAUUGGUGGAUUCAUUAUUAUAUGUGAUCCAGAUGUGCGUUAACACUGCAGAUUAUGAUAGCAAGACUGUUGAAAACUGUGUUUGCAUCUUGAGAAACCUGUCCUAUCGCUUAGAACUAGAGGUUCCACAAGCUCGUCUGAUGGGAACAAGUGAACUUGAUGGAUUACUUGGUAGUGACUCUCCCAAUAAAGAUGCUGAAACUGGUUGCUGGGGUAAGAAGAAGAAAAAGAAAAAGAAAGAGCCCCAGGAAGAUCAGUGGGAUGGAGUAGGUCCAAUACCUGGAUUUUCUAAAUCCCCAAAAGGAGUUGAAAUGUUGUGGCAUCCAUCAAUAGUGAAACCAUAUCUCACUCUCCUUGCUGAAAGUUCAAACCCAGCCACGUUGGAAGGAUCCGCUGGAUCUCUACAGAACUUAUCAGCAGGAAACUGGAAGUGGGCAGCAUAUAUACGAGCUGCAGUCAGAAAAGAGAAAGGCCUUCCAAUUCUUGUGGAACUUCUGAGAAUGGACAACGAUCGGGUUGUUUGCUCUGUUGCUACUGCAUUGAGGAACAUGGCCCUAGAUGUUCGAAACAAAGAACUUAUAGGCAAGUAUGCAAUGCGGGAUCUUGUGCAUCGUCUUCCAGGAGGUUCAACGCUAAUAAUGCUUUCUGAUGACACUGUUGCUGCUGUUUGUUGUGCUUUACAUGAGGUUACUAUUAAGAAUAUGGAAAAUGCUAAAGCUUUAGCUGAUGCUGGAGGAGUCGAGAAACUUGUAAACAUUACAAGGGGGAAGGGUGAAAGGUAUUCCCUGAAAGUAGUUAAAGCAGCAGCUCAAGUUUUAAACACAUUAUGGCAAUAUCGUGACCUUCGCAGCAUUUACAAAAAGGAUGGUUGGAAUCAAAGCCAUUUCAUUACACCAAUUUCUACUCUGGAACGUGACAGACACAAAUUCUCUACAUCCCACCCAUCCUUAUCAACAAACAAUCAGAAUAUGUCACCUGUUCUUCAUUCUGUGGCGAGCACAACCUCUUCACCAGCACUCUUGGGAAUUAAGGAUCAACGCUCCAACUAUGAAAAGACAAAGACGUCUAUGCAAUAUUACAACAGCCCUGGUGACAAUAUGACACAUACAAAUUUAACUAUAGGUUCCAGUAAACCGUCACCUAUUUACAUAGGUUCCUAUUCUUCACCAGCAAGAGAGGAAUCUAGACGACUUCAUCAUCCACAGAUGUAUUAUGGCCAAGAAGAAUCAAUCAGAAGAAAUUAUGAUGCAUAUAGAUUGUAUAUGCAGUCUCCACACUCUUAUGAUGACCCCUAUUUUGAUGACCAAAUUCAUUAUCCAACAGCCACUGAUUAUACAUCACAACAUGGACUAAAAACAUCAACUAACUAUGUGGAUUUAUAUUCUGCUACACGGCCAUCUUACAGAGCAGACCAAUACCCAGGAUCCCCAGAUUCCUGGGUUUAACACUUGGAAAAAUAAAAGAACAAUGUCUUGUUGCUCUGUUUCUGAUUGUAAGUGAUCAUCGAUGUAAGAAAUUUCUAGUGGAGACAAUGUGAAUGUAACCUUUAGGAAGGAAUUCAGGAUGUGUUUUUAACAAGGAAAUCAUGGAAGCAAAUGCGAAGGAAGAUUGAUGGGAGAGUCUUUAACUCUGCAUAGAUGUUAGAUUUCUUAUGUGUAACUCUUGUAGUUUGGUGGAGGUGUAGGCCAUGUGAUGAAAGGUUUGUGGUGGAAGAAAAUAAUUGGAGAAGGUGCGGGCCAAAUAAAAUGUGAAACUUCUGUGAAUAGUCUCACUCUGUUGGUUUGUACAGACAUUUUAAAUAUAUACACUGUUUUGUUUAACUAAAAUAAUGAGCCUUCAAAUUAUGUAUUUCAUUUCCCCUUGUAAAUUUGCUUUCUUCGGUGUAAAUAUGGAAAUGCCAUAUGAACAAGGGUAGCUGUUAUUUCAGAAAGCAGUGUCUUAUAUUGAAAUUAAAUUUAAAAAUCUAAGUGUCAUACAAGAGAUAAAAUAUUCUAAAUGAAAAUAAGUCACAUUUUGUUUUAAAGGAGUUUUGUAAUUUCAAAGAACAUGCUUUUCCCAGUGAACUGGAUACUUAUUUUUCCAUUCCCAUUCUGUGGCUAGUUUCACUGCCAUUUGCGAUAUGCAUUUAUAAAUAAAUGUGAUCAUUUCAUUAACUGAC
Rhincodon typus (whale shark) is the source of this 3775-nucleotide messenger RNA. RefSeq names its product plakophilin 4 (gene pkp4). Gene Ontology annotation, biological process: cell-cell junction assembly; cell-cell adhesion. The transcript is spliced from 17 exons. The record is from RefSeq and is a predicted model, not a curated record. Gene Ontology annotation, cellular component: nucleus; plasma membrane; adherens junction. Bases 114 to 3062 code for a protein of 982 amino acids. NCBI's taxonomy places the organism in Eukaryota, Metazoa, Chordata, Chondrichthyes, Orectolobiformes, Rhincodontidae. Gene Ontology annotation, molecular function: cadherin binding.